UCUCUCAUCCGCAACCUUUUUCCUUCUCUCACCCGUGGAGAGUAAAUAAAAGAGAGAUGAUUCUGAUAAACUCUAACUGUCCGGCGAUAAUCUCAGCCGUUAGAUUUGAGGGUUCGUCUCCGUUUAACACUAGGCGCAUUCACCAGCCUUCUCUCUCAGUCUCUAGAAACAAAAGCUUCUUGUUACAUUUCACAGAGACGAAGGAGAAGAAAGCAAGAAGAGAAGAUGGGGGGAGAGUAUCGAUCGUGUGCGACGCAGGAGGGAUGUUUCCGGUGGAUCCAUGGGCUCCGACCAUUGAUUCACAGAGCAUAGCAUCACAGCUCUUCGCCGUGUCUCUGUUUCCAUACAUUGGCUUUCUCUAUUUCCUCACUAAAUCCAAAUCUGCUCCAAAACUCACACUUUUCGGUUUCUACUUCUUGCUUGCCUUCGUUGGAGCUACAAUUCCUGCUGGGAUUUAUGCAAAGGUGCAUUAUGGAACAUCGUUGUCGAAUGUUGAUUGGUUACAUGGAGGAGCUGAGUCACUUCUGGCUCUUACCAAUCUGUUCAUCGUGUUGGGUCUUAGACAAGCUCUGAGGAAGUCUGAUGAUGAUAAACUUGGUAGUGAUGAAGAAGCACCAACCACUCGAGAACAAGAGAAAUCUUCUUCAGUAUAGUCAAAAGACUUGGUAGAUUGAUUUGUAAUUAUCGAAUUUCACUUGUUUAUAUGAAUUAGAUUAUAAAUGAUACAACUCAAACGCGCAUCUAAUUCCCAUUUUGGACGCGUGAGUUGAACGCUAGUUAAUUAGAUGCGUUUAGUUCUUCUUUGAUAUUUUA
Messenger RNA from Capsella rubella, 813 nucleotides. RefSeq lists its product as uncharacterized. The record is from RefSeq and is a predicted model, not a curated record. Lineage: Eukaryota; Viridiplantae; Streptophyta; Magnoliopsida; Brassicales; Brassicaceae. The transcript has 3 exons. The coding region runs from base 57 to 653 and encodes 198 amino acids.